Messenger RNA from Stegodyphus dumicola, 7483 nucleotides. RefSeq names its product synaptotagmin 1-like. Gene Ontology annotation, biological process: calcium ion-regulated exocytosis of neurotransmitter; synaptic vesicle endocytosis. Gene Ontology annotation, cellular component: synaptic vesicle membrane; exocytic vesicle; axon. The record is from RefSeq and is a predicted model, not a curated record. Gene Ontology annotation, molecular function: calcium-dependent phospholipid binding; SNARE binding; phosphatidylserine binding. NCBI's taxonomy places the organism in Eukaryota, Metazoa, Arthropoda, Arachnida, Araneae, Eresidae.
GACUCAGUGCACUCUAAAACCUCUUCACCAAGACCUAGUAGCUAAGAGAAAAAAUUUUGUGCAGACUGCAUGCCGGGAACAAUUUCUUAAUUAAAUGCUGUUAAUGAAUGCAUGUGUGGGUAUCCGUAAUGGGUUACUGUGAUGGAUGGGUUAUUAAUGAUACUUUUGGGGCCGAGCAGCACCGUCUCAGAUGAAAGGAGCUUCAGUCGGCAAGCCAAUGGCGCCUUACCGUCGAAGAAGAGCUUUCAAUGAAUCAGAAGAAAUGCCUACUCCAUUACCAGUAGUCAUGUCUCAAACGGCAACUUCUACAGUUGCCAGUGUAAUUACUUCCACAUUGUCUGAAGAACUACCAGUAACACAGGAAAACAUGGAAGAGAAGUUCCUUCGCAAUAUUUCUGAAAAGACUCACAUUCCUGUCUGGGGAGUAAUAGUCAUUCUCAUUCUUGUGUGUGGCUUAUUGCUCUGCAUCUGCUGUUGCUGCUUUAAGCGAUGGUGCAGAAGGAGGAAGAAAGAUGCAAAGAAAGGACUGAAAGGCGCUGUGGAUCUGAAAAGUGUGCAGUUACUAGGCGGCUCUUACAAAGAAAAGGUACAACCAGAUAUGGAAGACUUGCAAGACAAUAUGGAGGUCAAUGAUGGGGAUCAAGUCAGCGCAAAGUCAGACCUGAAACUAGGAAGACUUCAAUACAAACUCGAUUACGACUUUAACACGAGUAAUUUGGCUGUUACAGUUAUUCAGGCUGAAGAUCUGCCUGGCAUGGAUAUGUCUGGAACUUCAGACCCUUACGUCAAGGUUUAUCUCCUUCCAGACAAGAAGAAGAAAUACGAAACAAAAGUCCACCGAAAAACACUUAAUCCUGUUUUUAACGAGACUUUUAACUUUAAGAUUCCUUAUUCGGAAACAGCUUCCAAAACUCUGGUCUUCGCCAUCUUCGAUUUUGACAGGUUUUCUAAACACGAUCAAAUUGGAGAAGUUAAGCUUCCUUUAAAUACUUUAGAUUUAGCCCAGACUAUUGAAGAAUGGAAAGACCUAACAAGUGUUGAAGGAGAACCAGGACAAGAGAACAAAUUGGGUGAUAUUUGCUUUUCCUUGCGCUACGUACCAACAGCAGGGAAACUUACUGUUGUCAUUCUUGAAGCAAAAAAUCUAAAGAAAAUGGACGUAGGAGGACUCUCAGAUCCAUACGUUAAAAUUGCUCUGAUGAUGAAUGGAAAAAGAAUCAAGAAGAAAAAGACCAGCAUCAAGAAAUGCACAUUGAAUCCAUACUACAAUGAGUCGUUUACAUUUGAAGUUCCUUUCGAACAAAUUCAAAAAGUUCAGCUUGUUGUUACUGUUGUGGACUACGAUCGCAUUGGAACUUCAGAACCAAUUGGCAAAGUCGUAAUGGGCUGUAAUGCGACAGGAACUGAACUUCGCCACUGGAUGGAUAUGCUAGCCUCUCCAAGAAGACCUAUUGCUCAGUGGCACUCGCUAAAAGAUCCGGCAGAUGCCACAGAAUACUGAAGAUGAGGAUCCUUACGUGGCCAAAGCUGCAGAUUACUUGACACCUCGUUCAAAUAAGGAUGAGUAUCAUAUGUAUUCCAUGAAUGUCGUAAUUUUUUUAUAUAUAUGGGUGUGUGUGUUUACAUAUGUAAUUUAAAACUUUCAAAUGCUGUAUGCUUGAGAUUAUGCAAGGGAUUGAAAGAUUUAUCUAAAAGCCUACAACUUAAAAAGCAAAACUAUUUUUUACAACAGUAAAAGUUAUAAUAUUUAAUAUUUAUACACAAAUAUGACUAACAAAGUAUUUUGUAUAAAAUGACUCAGUCUUCAUUCAAAUGUUAUUUUAAAAAAUUAAAUGAAAUAAAAUGAACACAAAUACUUUCAAAUAUUCUUAAAAAAUAUCAUGAUCAUAUGAAAGUAUGUAAUACUCCCCUCCAAAUGCAUAUUUAAAUGUACUACAAAAAAUUGCCACAAAAGUAAGUUUCUAGUAAAAUAAUUCAGUGUAUAGAAUCUCGGAACUAUUACAGUAGGUUCUUUUUCCCCCCUUCCCCAUUUUAGUAUAUACACAAACUUUUAAUUAUACCAUGAUUCAAAAAUGCAUUAUUAUUAUGAAUGAAACAAAAAUAUUUAACAGUCUGUGAUACAUGUUUUCAUAUUCUUUUUCUAUAUUACUGCCAUUUAUUAAUAUUAUUCAAAAAGUAAUAUAAUCGGUAACAGAAUGGUCCAGAAUCUAUAAAAUGUAAAUAAAACAUUUGAUUUCUUUAAAUUAAAUUUUUUUACCAGCAACUUUGAAAAUGCUUUGUAAGUGGCUUGAAAUCAUAGCUUUGUUGUAAAGCAAAUACAGAUACUCAAUUUACUUUUAAAACAUUUCCCAGGAAAUCUUUUUGAACUGUAAAGGGAAUAAAAGACAUCAAAUGACUGUCGAAUGUAGAAAUAAACACUGGAUUUGUUUCUUUAUUUACAAAACAUAACCUUCCAAAUUACACACAUAUAUUGUAAUCAAAUAAUAUAAAAUGUAUCUUGAUGCCCUUUCUGGAGCAAAGUGAAUUGUGUUUCCUUAUUCCCUACAUGAUUUAUUGUGUAUACAAAAAGUAUUUAAAAUACUUCUACUCAGCUUACUGUUAAAAAAAUUCCAACCACCAAUGUUUGCAUCUAGAAGAGCUAAAAUUUUGUGUUUGCAGGUUGGUUCAACCUGCUGUACUUUGUCAUAUAAAAGCAGAAAUUUCAAUGCAGAAACGGGUUCCACAAAAGUUCAGUAAUAUUGAUGUGAAUAUAGAUGUUAAAUAUACUUAUGUUCCUGAAUCAUCACUUUAUUUGAUCUAAUAAUCUUAUGAUUAUUCUAUAAAUGCAGUUGUAUUCAGUGGAAACUACUUUCUUUAUUGUCAUUUAAUAGGAUAAAGGACUUUUUACAAGCAUUUUCUGUUAAAAAGGAUACUACUGCUCUUUAAAGCCAUGAUGAAAAUACACAGCUAAUUAACAUAUAUAUUGUAAUCACAUAAUAUAAAAUAAUAUAAAAAGAUUAUUUCUACGAAAGUCAUCUUUCAUUCUCCUUCCCCCAACCUUCACAAUUUUUAACCAAAUAUGGUUAAAAUAAUUUCCUAUACAAUAUCUUUUUAGAAAAAAAGACAUUCCAAAUUUCACAUUUUUCUAUUAGAAUAACAAAUGACCAAAAUAAAUAAAUAAAUAAAAGAGAAAAUUUAAAUUCAUUCAGAAAAGCUUUAAACGUGAGUGCAAUCUAUUAACAACCAUCUUCAAUGAAAAAUAAAAGAAUUGACUUAACCGAAUUAAAAUCAGAAUACUUCAGUGAGAUCAUAAAAAUCUGCAAAAGGUGAAAACAUACUCAAUUAAAAAAACUUUCCUAUUAUGGCCUGAAUGACAGGUAUAUAGGGGUAUUCAUGAGUUAGAAGUUAACAAAUAAAUUCAGAUUCUUUCAAAGUUGCAUAUAAUUUAAUAAAAAUUGUCAAUUGUUAUUUCUACGAAAGUCGUCUUUCAUUCUCCUUCCCCCAACCUUCACAAUUUUUAACCAAAUAUGGUUAAAAUAAUUUCCUAUACAAUAUCUUUUUAGAAAAAAAGACAUUCCAAAUUUCACAUUUUUCUAUUAGAAUAACAAAUGACCAAAAUAAAUAAAUAAAUAAAAGAGAAAAUUUAAAUUCGUUCAUGCUUAAAAGGAGAGGGGAGCUGGCAUCAUCACAUGGCUAAUGUUCAUUCAAAACAUGCAAGUAUUCAAAAUAACGUAAAAUUAAACCCAAGAUUGGCAGUGGCUUCACAUGAAAGCUCUGCACGUCUGGAAAAUCUGAAGGAUUUUCUUAAUAAAAUGCAAAAGAGUAAUUUUGUUCCUUUAAAUACAUCUGUCAAAUUUGACAAAAAUGUACCCAGCUUUUCCAUAAAACAAUAAAUCUAAUUGUAUAUAGACCAGCAUGUAAUGAUAUGUAAGCUAAAACAUUCUAUUUAAGCAUAUUAUGCUGAAAGCAUGAUUUUAUGAAACCAUGAUUUCUUGUUUCAUAAACGAGUACUUUAUAUUAGUAAGAUUGCAAGAACCACAUAUUCAGUAUAUAUAGAAAGGUUUUCAUAACCUUGUUAAUAUUUCAUAUGACAAAAUAAAAGCAACUACUACUUCAUAUUAAUCAAAACCCUUCCUUCAAAUAACUGAGGAUCCAGUUACGAAUCCAUACAAUACCAGUUUUACAAAAUCUAAUAGCAUUAUUGCUUACAGCAUAUAAAUGUUUGGCAAUUACAUAAAUAUUGCCUUUACAAUAUGUAUUUGCUACAAAGUAGAGAAGGAUGCAUAAUUUUCUGUAUUAAAUGCAAGCUUAUCCAGGUGUGAUGCUAAAAGGAAUAACAAAAAUGCUUAAGUAAUACAGGGAUGCCAUUUAAAUAUAUCAGUCCUUACACCAAAAAUUUCCUCAUUGUUAAAUGUGGUAUAAAAGAAUAAGAGAUGUACUUUAAGUUAAUGAACAGUAAAUGGAAUUAAAAACAGAAUUAUAUAUGCAGAAUGCAAGUAAAAAGUAUAUACAAACUCUAAUUAUAUAUAAAUAGAAUGCAAAUAAACUAUCAUAUAUAGGUAAAAUAUAUGAAUAAUACAUGAAAAGAAACAAAUAUUCUGUGACAUUUAUUACUGAAUAAGGAAUUCUUAACAAAAUAAAACGGUUUAAAAAUAGUCAUUAAAAAUUUCAACAAAUACCCUCUCCACCAAAAUAACAAUAUAAAUUUAUAUAAUGUUAAUAACAAAAAGUGUCUACCCUUUUUUUUAAUGGUUUUAUCUACCAAAUGGCACCCCUGUCAAUAUGGCUGCACAGCCAUUAAUGCCGUGAUAUGUUCUUCACAUGUGCCAUGUUGUUGUACAGUAGUUGUAAAUUUUGAGCAAUCUAUGACACAAUAAGUAUGUGUACCUUGCAAUAUGCUUUGCCAUAUAUUAUUAUGUAGAUUUUAAUGCAAUAGAUAAAAUCACUACAGGCAACUUUGCACUAAAAUGAAUAUAAUUUUAAUGAUAUAUGUGUAGGAGUUGUUAUUUAUGCAUAGAAACUCUUGUUAUUUUCCAGCAGUUCAAGAUCACCCAAAGAAAAGGUCUAAAUAAAGUUUUCAGAUGUAGUUAAAUUUUUUUUUCAUGGAAUUUUUUAUAGUUUGAAUAUCUAGGUUAAUGGAAAGUGUAAUUCUUAAAAUAGCACAGCAGAAAAUGUAUAAAUUUGGUUUAGUGCUAACGUUUUAGAAAAGCCAUAAAAUAUAUUUAUACAAACAAGUACUUUUGAUGUACAUAGUAUUUUAUAGCAUGCAGAAAGUUUUUUUAAAAAAUUAUAAGACUGGGAAGUGGACCACUGAUAACUACAUGUUUAGAAAUCUGUUGAUUUUGUGACACUUGGUAUUUAUCUAGUAAUCGCUUGUAUACAACACUGUAAUUUAUACACAACACAUUUGGGAAACAACAUUAGAUGUCUUACAUGCUCAAGUCAUUGUAAUUCACAUACAAUGAUUUUAGCAACUUUAAUGUACUUUUUAAAAAUAAAUGCACUUAAAUUCAUUAAUCAUAUUUUGCUGUUAAUAUUACCAGAAAAGUAGAUACACAAAUAGCUAGUUCAAUAUAUUAAUGUUCUCAUUUUCAUAAGAUGUAAAAUAUAUUUAUACAAAAUGCUGCAAGAAAAUUAAAAUAUUUCAUCAAAGAUUAAAAAAUUAACUUUUAUAAAGUGUUUCAAACACAUUAUUAAUAUACAGCUCUUAUAAAAAAAACAAUUACACGAUAUAAUACUUAAGUACUUUUUUAAUAAAAAAGGUCAUUUCACAUUAUUUUAAAGUAUGACCUAUGUUAAAAUAAAGUGAAAAUAUAACAGCUAAAAUCAAAAUUUCCUAUUUUUUUAAACAAGCAAAUAUUUUAAGAAAAUUUACUAGAAUCUAAAAGAUGUAAUAUGUAUUAAAAAAUAACAUCAAGCAAAGAAUUAUAGCAUAAAAAUGCUGAACUUCUAAUGAAAUAUAUAUAGAUAUUUAAGGCAGUUUUUUGGUAAAAGCAUAUAAGAUGAAGGAAAUUAAACAGAAUUUUACAUCUUAGUUCUAAGAAUAACAAAAUUUCAAAACAAUAUAAUAGUAAUCAAUAUUAAAAGAAUAUAUUUCUCAUAAAACAUACAACAUAAAUAGCUUAUGUAUAUUUGGAAUAUGUAAAAAGCAUUUUAUAUUAUCUAUUCAUAUAUAAAGUAUUUACGUUACUAGACAUAUAUGCAUGUAACAGUCAAUGACUUCAAUUAUAAAUAUAUCCCUUAAAAAGCUUUUAAUCAAUAAUUUUCUCAACAACAUAGAAUAUACGCCCAAGAAAUAUUAUAUGACACAGAAUAAGAAGAAACUGAGCUUAUUCAGAAUCAACUAUGUUCCAUAUCAUAAAAUGUAACUUUAGAUGCCCUUACUCUAAAGGCAAAACAAAGUAAAAAUGACUUGUAUAAUAUAUUUUUAUUACUCAACAGACUAUUUUUCUUGACAGCUUUUCAUAUUCUACCAUUUAGAUGAAAUUUUUGUGAGCAAUUUUCAGAAAACCUCAUUAUAGUUACACAUUUCUACAAUACCAGAAAUGAUAUUUAUAAAUUUCUACUUUAACAGAACUUAUAUGCAUGAUAUUAUACAAAAAUUUGAAAGUAAGAUAAAGUGAGUGAAGCAGUACUUCAUAAACUGAACACUCUAUGUAACUUUUUAAGAAAUUUGUCAGCGUAUGCCCAUGUCACAUAACAAAUAAAAUGAUUUUAAGAAGGAAAUGCAGCAAUAUCUGAAUACAAAGACCCUUUUAAUAGUUCAAAAAUUUCUCCCUAUUAAAACAUGAGUAAAUCUACAAAAUAAUCAUUUCUAUUCAGAUUUUUCCCCUAUCAUCUAUAAGUAUUUUGAUUCUGUUGUCAUAUAUUAACAGUUCCUGUUUUAUGUACAUAGGGAUUUUUAAAAUUUAGCUCUUUAUAUUUAAAUUCAGAAUCUUAGGCACUCACUUUUAAUAUUGAAGGAUAUACUUCUUGAAUGUAAAUUUGACUUUUUGAUGUAUAUAACUUUUUGAUGGGUAUGUUUCGUGAUAAAGCUUAAAAUGUGCAUUUGCCAACACCAAAAAUGAAGAUUAAAGUAUUUACAAGCAUAAUUUACUAUACAGCAAAUAAUUUAACAACUUCAGAUAAAAUUCUUAAUUUUUAACAUUUCAUCUAUUUCAUUAUUUAUUGCAAAUCUUUUUGUAUAUAUAAUAAACUGACAUUGUAAGUGCAGGAAAUACCAUACUAUAUUUCUCUACAUAAACUUUGAAUUAAUUACAGCAUUUUGAGAGCUGAAUGUAACAAGAGUUUUAAAAGUGUUCUCUAUUUGGAAGCAUUUUAUACAAUUCCUUAAUCACAGUAUUGUUAAAAAAGUGUAUUUUGUUCCUAUUUAAAGGCUUGCUAUAUGUUUUUGCUGUAUUUAUAUAUGUAUUUUAGAUUGUAAAAUAUAUAAAACUGUAGUGUGAUUAUAGUUAAUCAUUUUGUUCAAUGCAAUAUAUUGUAAAUAAAAAAAUUUAAGCUGCAA